Molecule: messenger RNA, 1610 nt
Organism: Cucurbita pepo subsp. pepo (vegetable marrow)
Lineage: Eukaryota; Viridiplantae; Streptophyta; Magnoliopsida; Cucurbitales; Cucurbitaceae
Product: SEC12-like protein 2
Biological process (GO): endoplasmic reticulum to Golgi vesicle-mediated transport
Cellular component (GO): endoplasmic reticulum membrane
Molecular function (GO): guanyl-nucleotide exchange factor activity; protein binding
Source: RefSeq, a predicted model, not a curated record
UAGAUUCGCGCUAAAUUUGUAGCAAAUCAGACACAACGGAAGCAGAGGGCAGAGAGACAAAGCUUCGAGAGAGAUAAAUGGAAACCCCCGAUCCUUCCAAUUCCCGCAAGUACGGCGUCCCUUUCUACGCAGCCGCUUGGCUGCCUUUCACUUCUCUCAACUCCCACCAGGAACCUCCACUAUCUGAAAAUGAUCAUCCAGAUCAGUCCAAUGAUGCUCACAUUUCCGCCAACCACAAAUCUCCUCCAUCUCACCCAACCGCCGCACUUAAUUACUACAUAGCCGCUGCUGGCGGUGGCGGAGAAGGUCGGAGUGGAAUUUCCAAUGCCCUCCUACUCGCUUAUUUCGAUUUCGAAUCCCGCUCUCUCUCUGAUCAGCCUGUUGCAAAAUAUGGUACUGGUUCUGAUUUGCCUUACAGAAUGGCUGUUCAUCCAGCUGGAGAUGGAAUUAUAUGUUCUUUGCCAAAAAGUUGCAGCUUGUUUAAAUUGGAUACCAAAAAGGACGCUGGAGACAAUAAACUUGGGCUAAAACUCUCUCAGGAGGUGCUCAGCCAGUUGGAAGAUGUUGGACUACAAUUAGCUUUGGCAUUUAAUAAUGAGGGCUCUUUGCUUGCUACAGGUGGUGAGGAUGGAAAUUUAAGGGUCUUCAAGUGGCCUAGCUUGGACAUUAUUCUCAAUGAGCCCAGUGCCCAUUCUAGUGUGAAGGACUUGGAUUUCAGUUAUGAUGGUAAAUAUCUGGUCUCCUUAGGUGGCCCUUGUAGAGUGUGGGAUGUGACUUCAUCAAGUGUAGUAACUUCUCUUACAAAAGAAAAUGAUGAGGUUUUUAUCUCAUGUAGAUUUUCAAUGGCCAUUGAUGGAAAUAUGGUUUUAUAUACUGCUGCAGUGACUGGCAGAGGUGGAAGCAUUAUAACCUGGAAUGCAACCACGUGGAGGAGGGUAGCCUCAAAGCUCAUUACUCGUGAUAAUAUUACUGCAUUCAAUGUUUCGACUAAUGGAAAACUCCUUGCCUGUGGCACAACCCAGGGUGAUGUUCUGGUCAUCAAUUCAACCAGCAUGCGAGUUCAACAGAUAGUUAAAAAGGCACACCUUGGUUUUGUAACUGCACUGAGCUUUUCUCGCGAUUCAAGGGCUUUGGCUUCCGCAUCAAUGGACUCGAGUGCUAGGGUGACUGUAAUUGAAGAGAAACAGAAAAAAGGAAUGAGCUUGUGGGUCAUCAUAUUCAUCUUGCUUAUCGCCAUUGCUGCAUAUUUUAUCAAUGCUGAAAUUCUCAAGCUUGAGCUUCCCACCUUUUCCCAUAGUAAAUGAAAAUCGAGCGAUCAAGAAACUUCCAUACUCACACAAUUUGAAUUGGUACUCUAAUUUCAUCUUCAUUGGUAUUUAUUAUAUUCAAAUUCAAAUAAGCAGUGUUCUAAUUCUAUGUCAUAGGUAAAAUUCCUUCAUUUCUGUUAAUGUUCAAAAUUGACAUCUUCCUGCACCUACUCUCUUAAGUUGGUCGCUUUUCUAACCUUUCCCCUCUCCAACAUUAAAUAGUGUAAUUCACAUCCUAUGAAUAUGAUUUUUGGAUGCUUGUCAAAAGAAAUGAAUGUGGCUGUCAUAAAGAUUAUCCAUAAA